Molecule: messenger RNA, 906 nt
Organism: Phaeoacremonium minimum UCRPA7
Lineage: Eukaryota; Fungi; Ascomycota; Sordariomycetes; Togniniales; Togniniaceae
Product: putative short chain dehydrogenase protein
Exons: 4
Coding region: 1-906 (301 amino acids)
Molecular function (GO): oxidoreductase activity
Source: RefSeq, a predicted model, not a curated record
AUGGCUGCACCAAAGAAGGUAGCUCUUGUCGUCGGAGCAUCGAGAGGCAUUGGUCGUCAGAUCGCAAUCGACCUUGCAAAGAGCGAUUACAGAGUGGUCGUGGCUGCAAAGUCCACCAGCGAUGCAGACAAGACAACGCCCUUUCCCCCUGACCCAAACUCCUCCAAAUCCACAAUAAGCACAGUGGAAAGGGAGAUCAAAGACGCGGGUGGAGAUGCUACGGCUAUUGCCGUAGACACCAGGGACUUUGCCAGCAAGUACGGCCGGCUUGAUGUUGUCGUCUACAACUCCGGUGCCAUUUGGUGGGCGUCAGUGGAGGAUACACCCAUGAAGCGCUUCCAGCUCAUGCAGCGCGUAAAUAUAGAAGGGCUGUACGGAACCGUACAGGCGGCACUUCCACGUCUGAAGAAAGAAAAGACGGGCCGGAUCAUUGUAGUCAGUCCGCCCAUCUACAGCCGUUUCUUCCGGGGCAAGACCGCCUACGCUAUGGGCAAGGUUGGUAUGAGCGUUUUGACCAAGGGCUUGGCCAUGGACUUUGAGAGGCAGGGCCUCAAGAACAUGGCCAUCACGAGCAUUUGGCCGGCUGUGGCCAUCGAGUCGGCAGCUACGGGGCAGUUCACCAGCAAGAACCCUGAUGAGGCAAGAGACUUGCGAAAAGCCACAAUAUUCUCUGAUGCUAUUCUUGAAAUGCUGAAAGCGCCUGCUUCGGUCGUCAAUGGGAAGCUCGAGCUGGACGAAGACUUCCUCAGAGAGCACGCUGGUGUUACGGACUUUUCAAAGUACUCGGUCAUUCCGGGAUCUUCUCCACGACGGAUAAUGCCGGCGGAACUGCCAGACCUGACUGUAAAAGAGCAGGAUGAUGAAGGCAAGCGAUAUGAGAGUUCUCAAAAGGGCCCCAAGCUCUGA